AUGCACGACCCCGUGCCCGUCGCCACUGAAACCUGCCCGGAAUCGCCCGCGUGCGCGCUGCCGUUUCACACACACACACACACUCUCUCUCUCUCUCUCUCUCUCUCUCUCUCUCUCUCUGAGAUCGCGACUCACCUCCAGCGGGAGAAAAAUUGUCAUCAAAAACCAAAUGAAAAUAGCUAUAACAGCUGCUCCCCGCGAAAAAGAAGACAUAUGAGAGAGAGAGAGAGAGAGAGAGAGUGUGUGUGUGUGUGUCCGCCGCAGCCAACGGCGCCCAACGGCCGACCCGACCGACAUGCUACCAACUGUGAUUCACAAGCCGUCAACAUAACAUCUGGUAACCAAGCCCUCAAGCAGGCAGAGGCUUGA
This is a messenger RNA of Monosiga brevicollis MX1, 369 nucleotides long. RefSeq lists its product as uncharacterized. NCBI's taxonomy places the organism in Eukaryota, Choanoflagellata, Craspedida, Salpingoecidae. The record is from RefSeq and is a predicted model, not a curated record. Bases 1 to 369 code for a protein of 122 amino acids. The transcript is spliced from 3 exons.